Molecule: messenger RNA, 1092 nt
Organism: Penaeus vannamei (Pacific white shrimp)
Lineage: Eukaryota; Metazoa; Arthropoda; Malacostraca; Decapoda; Penaeidae
Source: RefSeq, a predicted model, not a curated record
AUGUCCUCUUCCAUUAUUUGCCCCUUGCUUAGUGUCAUGGUUAAAGUGAAGCUAAAAGUAUUAUUUUUCUUUUCUUUUCAGAGUGGGAGGUCAGACACGGUGGACCUCAAUGACAGUACUCUCCAGGUGGAUAUAUCAGAUGCCCUUAGUGAAAGAGAAAAAGUUAAAUUUACCGUCCACACAAAGACAACCCUGCCAGACUACAACAAACCUGAAUUUUCGGUUGUACGACAGCAUGAAGAGUUCAUAUGGCUGCAUGACCGGUUUGAUGAGAAUGAAGACUAUGCAGGCUACAUUAUACCCCCUCCGCCCCCCCGUCCGGACUUUGAUGCAUCUCGGGAAAAACUGCAGAAAUUGGGAGAAGGCGAGGGAAGCAUGACCAAAGAGGAGUUUAAUAAGAUGAAGCAGGAAUUGGAGGCGGAAUAUCUAGCAACCUUCAAGAAGACGGUAGCCAUGCACGAGGUGUUCCUUACCAGACUGGCACAGCACCCCAUCUUCAGGACUGAUCACAACUUCAAAGUUUUCCUUGAAUAUGAACACGAUCUCUCUAGUCAGAACAAAGAAUCAGAUAAGGAAGAAGGGGUAGAAGUAGACUCUUCAGUAGAGCAAUCAACAAGUCUACUGAUGAGAUUCUCUUGUGGAUACACUAGAAGGAUAGUUAGAUUCUCAGAAGCUGCUAUCAUCUUUCCCUCCUGCCUCUUUUACCUCCCCCUCCUAGCAGGUGUUGCAGAUUCAUACAUCAAGCUGUCCACGGGCUUGUCUCAGUUGGGGACGAUUGAGGGCCCAAGACUAGAAAAGUUUAUCAACAAAGUGUCAGACACCUUUGAGAAAGCUAGGAAAGUGGAAGGCCGGGUAGCCUCAGACGAGGAUCUCAAGUUAUCUGAUACGCUUCGCUAUUAUGUGCGGGAUGGGAGUGCAGCCAAGGACCUUCUCUACCGACGUUUGCGAUGUCUUGCGAACUAUGAACAGGCCAACAAAAAUCUUGACCGUGCAAGGGCCAAGAACAAGGAUGUCCAUGCUGUGAGUGUGCACUCUGUCCCUCCCUCUGUGUGGCCUAUGAUAAUAGCUGAUGCUUGAGCUGUGAUUUAUCAU